GGGACCCGUUACGGGGAGGCACCGGCCGCAGAACCCGGAACCGCCUCCCCGGCUGAGCUGCCGCUGCGCGGCUCCAGCCGCUGCCACCGGCCACGGUGAGGGGCGGACCUGUGGGGCGGGCGACGGCGGCGGCAUAUGACGGGCUGUGCCGGGCCGGUCCCCCGCCAACUGCCUGGCUGGGAACAGCCGGGCCCCAAGCCCCGCGGCUGCCGCCGCUUGUGGUUCCCUCUGGCCUGUGUCGCGAGGGCCGGCGCUGACCAGCUCUCCCUUUCCUCCCCCAGCGCUUGGCCGCGGCCGCGGCUCUGCCAGGAUGCUGGAGUCCUACGUGACCCCCAUCUUAAUGAGUUACGUGAAUCGCUACAUUAAGAACCUGAAGCCCUCGGACCUGCAGCUGUCGCUAUGGGGAGGAGACGUGGUCCUGAGCAAGCUGGAGCUGAAGCUGGACGUCCUGGAGCAGGAGUUGAAGCUACCAUUUACUUUUUUAAGUGGACACAUUCAUGAGUUAAGAAUUCAUGUACCAUGGACAAAACUAGGCUCGGAACCAGUUGUCAUCACUAUCAAUACAAUGGAGUGCAUCUUGAAAUUAAAAGAUGGAGCCCAGGAAGACCAUGAGAGCUGCGGUUCCAGUUCAAACCGUAGUACCACAGAGAGUGCAAAAUCAAUGGUAAAACCACGCCGAGUCCAGCAAGCUUCUCCUUCUGACCCUGAUUUACCACCAGGUUAUGUGCAGAGUUUAAUUAGGCGUGUUGUAAACAAUGUCAACAUUGUGAUCAACAAUCUCAUAUUAAAGUAUGUGGAGGAUGAUAUUGUUCUCUCGGUGAAUAUAACUUCUGCAGAAUGCUAUACAGUGGACGAAUUUUGGGAUAGAGCAUUUAUGGACAUCUCUGCAACUGAUCUAGUGCUGAGGAAGGUGAUUAAUUUUUCUGACUGCACAGUAUGUCUUGAUAAGAGAAAUGCUAGUGGCAAAAUUGAAUUUUACCAGGACCCUCUGCUUUACAAGUGUUCCUUCAAGACUCGCUUGCAUUUUACUUAUGAUAACCUUAAUUCAAAGAUGCCAUCUGUUAUUAAAAUUCACACCUUAGUUGAAAGUUUGAAGCUUUCCAUCACUGAUCAGCAGCUUCCUAUGUUCAUACGCAUAAUGCAGCUUGGGAUUGCUCUUUACUAUGGAGAAAUAGGAAGUUUUAAAGACGGAGAAAAUGAAGAUUUGGUUUGUCACACUAAAGAUAUAUUGGGAAACAUCUCAGGUGCAGAAGAUGAAACAGGCUCAACGUUACAAUAUCCUACGCAGUAUAUUAACCAAGAACCCUACAUGCAUAAUCAAGAUGAUGAUGAGCAGCAGGGAUGGUUUUCAUGGGCCUGGUCACUUGUUCCUGCUAUUGUGAGCUAUGAUGGAGAGGAUGGGUCUAUUGGAAUGGAUGAUGGAACAACAUUGCAUCAGCAGAAAUUCCAGGCUCUCAAGGAUCCUAUUGUUUCUGUUGGGUUUUACUGUACAAAAGCAACUGUAACUUUCAAACUCACUGAAAUGCAAGCUGAAAGUAGUUAUUAUAGUCCUCAGAAAGUAAAAUCCAAAGAAGUUAUACGAUGGGAGCAAGAAGGAACCACAGUUGAGGUUCUUAUGAUGGGUGAACCUUUCUUUGAUUGCCAAAUAGGUUUUGUCAGUUGCCAGGCUCUGUGCCUUAAAGGAAUUAUGGGAAUUAAAGACUUUGAAGAAAAUAUUAAUAGAAGUGAUGCAGAGGCCUACUUUUUCACUUGUGGAGAAAAUCUGAGCACAAAAGGAAUGACAUACCUUACUAAUUCACUAUUUGAUUACAGAAGUCCAGAAAACAAUGGUAUACGUGCAGAAUUUAUUUUGGAUGCAGCUCAUCAUAAGGAGACAUACACGGAGAUAGCUGGAAUGCAGAGGUUUGGAGCUUUCUAUAUGGAUUACUUGUAUACAAUGGAAAGCACCAGUGGCAAAGUUUCUGGAAAUCAGCAAGACCUUUCUUCAGCAAAAAGUGAAGAUUUUGGAAAUGUACAGGAAAUGUCUACAAAAACCCUCAUUGUGGGUCCACUUAAUCUUCGUUUGGAUAGCAGUGCAGUGCAUCGGAUUAUGAAAAUGAUAGUUUGUGCUCUGGAACAUGAAUAUGAGCCAUAUAGCAAGGCUAAAUCAGAUAUUGUAGAUGGAAAUCGAACUAUGCCAGAUUCAGAACUAGCAUCUUUGGAGGAAUACAUUCCCACUCGACUCACAAGCUUUACUAUACUUAAAUGCACCAUUACAAUCCCAAUGGCUGAAUUCAAUUUACUGGACCACUUGCUGCCUAUAAUCAUGGGUCAAAAGAAUUCAAGUGGUUUGUUAAACGUUACAAGCUUCCAGCCUGUACGGCCUUUGCCUUCUAUUAGAAUUUUGGUGGACAAAAUUAACCUGGAACAUUCUGUGCCAAUGUAUGCUGAACAACUUGUGCAAACAGUCAGCAACCUUAGCCAACCUUCUGAUAACCUGCUUCAUUACUGUAAUGCACACUGCUACCUUAAGAUAUUUGGCUUUCAGGCAGGACUAACCUCUUUGGAUAUCAGAGGAUCAUACUGCUCACCUGCUCCAGUUAUCCCCUCUUUCAGUACUGCUUUUUAUGGGAAGCUGCUUAAAUAUCCCAGAUCCUGGACCAAGAGAUCUCAUGUUCCUCUGACUGAAUGCAUAUUUGAGCUUCCUAAUCUGACUGUUCAAGCAACAAGAGCUCAGACCCUUCUGCUUCAAACUAUUUAUCAGAGUUGGUUUCAUCAUCUUGGGAAUGUCAGUUCUACAGCAGUAAAUGAGACUUUGCUGAAUGAAGUCUUCCAAACUUUAGGUGUGAAAUCUAAGAAUCCCCUGCCAACUCUUGAGGGCUCAAUCCAGAAUGUUGAACUGAAGUACUGCAGCACAUCAUUGGUCAAAUGUGCCUCUGGGACCGUGGGAUCAAUAAAAAUUUGUGCCAAAGCCCCAGGUGAUGGUGGAAAAGAGAAGCUGAUUCCUUUAAUUCAAGGCCCUUCAGACACACGAGACCUACACAGCAGCAAAUGGCUCAAUGAAAGUAGAAAGCCAGAAUCUCUGUUAGGUCCAGAUUUGGUAGCCUUUACAAUCCAAAUUCCACAGUGUAUGGACUACUGCCAUAAUUCUGGUGCAGUACUUUUGACCAGUGUGCAAGGAUUAGCUGUCAAUAUUGAUCCUGUCCUAUAUACGUGGCUUACCUAUCAACCUCAAAAACGAAGUAGUAGACACAUUCAACAGCAGCCUGUAGGAACUGUUCCUCUGGGUUUGCCAGUAACGAGGAAAAAAGAGGAUGAGGUGUCAGUUGGAAGUGCACCUAUGGCAAAACAACAGUCAAAUCAAGCCUCUGAGUAUGCCAGCAGCCCUGUCAAAACAAAAACUGUAACAGAAUCUCGGCCUUUAUCACUUCCAGUGAAAGCCAUGCAGAACUCAACUGAAAGCUGCAGGAGUCCUGAGGAGAGAAUGAAAGAAUUUAUUGGGAUAGUAUGGGAUGCAGUUAAGUGCCUUACACUUCAGCUUGAAGUACAGUCUUGUUGUGUGUUCAUUCCAAAUGACAGCCUGCAUUCUCCAAGUACAAUUGUAUCUGGUGACAUUCCAGGAACUGUCCGAAGUUGGUACCAUGGGCAGGCUAGUAUGCCUGGUACACUUGUUGUUUGUUUGCCCCGGAUAAAGAUUAUGAGUGCUGGACACAAAUACAUGGAGCCACUGCAAGAGAUACCUUUUGUUGUACUAAGACCUAUUCUGGAAGAAGGAGAUGCUUUCCCUUGGACUAUUAGCCUGCAUCAUUUCAGUGUAUAUACUCUUCUUGGACAACAAAUGACACUUAAUUUAGUGGAACCCAUGGGCUGCACGUCUACACUCGCUGUCACUUCACAAAAACUGGUUGCUUCAGGGUCAGAAUACAGACACUCGUUUGUUGUCUGCCUCCACGUCGACCUUGAGUCACUUGAAAUAAAAUGCUCAAACCCCCAGGUUCAGCUGCUAUAUGAAUUGGCAGAUAUCAUGGGUAAAGUCUGGACUAAGAUGCAGAAGAGAGGUAUUCUGUAUCAGUCAUCCAUUUAUGUGGAGUCUGUGGCAGGGCCUGCUCCUCCUAGUUCUCCAGUUAAAAGUAGCGUUGGUACCGCUCCACCAGAUAUCAGCACAUAUAGCCCAUCUGCUGACCUCGGGACCACAACAGAGGGUGAUUCUGUACCAGGUGGAGAUGAUUCUCCAUUCUCAGACUCAGUUACCUUGGAGCAAACAACAAGUAACAUUGGAAUAUCAAGUGGACGUGUAAGCCUAUGGAUGCAGUGGAUGUUGCCAAAACUUACUAUAAAAUUGUUUGCACCAGAUCCUGGAAACACAGGCACAGAAGUUUGUGUUGUCAGUGAACUAGAAGAUCUCAGCGCCUCAGUAGAUAUGCAGGAUGUGUAUACCAAAGUCAAAUGUAAAAUUGAAAGCUUCAACAUUGACCACUACAGGAACAGCCUCGGGGAAGACUGUUGGUCUCUGGGGCAAUAUGGAGGUGUAUUCCUUUCCUGUACUGACAAGCUGAACAGACGUACCUUGCUGGUUCGACCCGUCAGCAAGCAGGACCCUUUCAGUAAUUUCUCUGGCUUCUUUCCUUCUACAACUUCAAAACUUUUAGAUGGCUCACACCAACAACAUGGAUUCCUCUCUCUCACUUAUACAAAGGCUGUGACAAAAAAUGUCCGGCACAAGUUGAUAUCAAGAAAUGAACGAAGAACUUUUCAUAAGUUAUCUGAAGGUCUCUCUGAUGGUUCUCCUCAUUUUCUUCAUGAGAUCCUUCUUUCUGCUCAGGCAUUUGAUGUUGUCCUCUGUUUCCCUUUGCUCAAUGCAAUUGCAAAUAUAUUUCAAGCAAGGCUACCAAGAAGUCAAAAGGAGAAAAGAAAAUCACCUGGCCAGCCUAUGAGAAGUCACACUUUAACAUCUCGCAACUUACCUUUGAUUUAUAUCAACACAGGUGUAAUCCGAGUCUUCUUUCCCAAAACUGAGGAAAUACAACACACAGGAGCUGUAGCCAAUCAAGCAAUAAAAGAAGACACUUUAGUUCUCAAGAUUGGCUCAGUCUCUAUGGCUCCCCAGGCUGACAACCCUCUUAGCAGAGCUGUUCUCCGAAAAGACAUUUACCAGAGAGCAUUGAAUUUAGGAAUACUUCGAGAUCCUGGAUCAGAGGUUGAAGACCGACAAUACCAAAUAGAUCUCCAGUCUAUCAACAUAGGUACUGCACAGUGGCAUCAGCUGAAACCAGAGAAAGAAAAUAGUAAAGGAGGGGUCCUGACAGAGAAUGAAAGAAAUUCUCAGAACCCAGCACUUGAAUGGAACAUGGCCAGUAGCAUAAAGCGACAUCAAGAACGAAGAGCAAUUUUGACUCCGAUUUUAACAGAUUUCACAGUUCGAAUAACUGCUGCUCCUGCGAUUAUUUUCACAAAAGUAAUUGCACCAGAGAAUUUGCACACAGAGGAGAUUUUAGUGUGCGGCCAUUCUUUAGAGGUGAAUGUGACCACAAACCUGGAUUUCUUCCUCAGUGUGGCUCAAGUACAACUUCUGCAACAAAUAAUACAAGCUAAUAUGGUUGGAUUAGAAACUUCCAGCAAAGCCAUUGAGGUUUCCAAACAAGAGCAGAAAAAAAUGGACAUCUCUGAUGGAGGAACAGUUGAAACUUCUUCACGUUAUAGUGGAGCGCAAGACAGUGGCAUUGGCAGUGACAGCGUUAAAAUCAGAAUAGUUCAAAUAGAACAACAUAGUGGCACCAGCCAACAUCGCAUUGCCCAACCUUCCCGCCAGUCUUCCAUUGUGAAGAACCUGAACUUCAUUCCCUUUGACAUUUUUAUUACUGCAAGUCGGAUAUCUGUGAUGACUUACUUGUGUACUGCUUUACUGAAGCCUAAAUCAACGCAAGAUCAGAAAGAUGGUGAUCAAGUAGGUAAAAGCUCAUUAAACCUUUCAGAAACAGAUUCAAGUAUUGGUCAAGAGACUGAGAAACCCAGUCAGUCAUGUAUUUCAUCAGUCACCGCAGAUGAUCUCUUGAACAGUAAUGUUUCUUUGCCCACUGGAAGAAAGACUGGUCUACUGUCACUGGAAAGUCUUCACGCUUCCACACGGUCAUCUGCUCGACAAGCCCUUGGUAUAACUAUCGUUCGACAACCUGGUCGCAGAGGAAUUGGAGACACACAAUUAGAACCCUUUUUGUACCUUGUUGUAUCACAGCCUUCUAUACUUUUGAGUUGUCACCACAGAAAACAGAGGGUGGAAAUUUCGGUGUUUGAUGCUGCACUUAAAGGAGUAGCCUCUGACUACAAGUAUACAGAUCCUGGAAAAACUCUUCCAGAAGCUCUUGAUUAUUGCAAGGUUUGGUUGCAGACAGUAGCCGGAGAGAUAGAUGCUAAAAGUGGUAUUCCACCUCCUUUCAUCACAGUGCAAAUUAAAGACUUUCUCAAUGGGCCAGCUGACAUCAAUGUGGAUGUAUCAAAGCCAUUGAAAGCAAACUUGAGCUUUGUCAAACUUGAUCAAAUAAAUAAUUUUCUAGAAAAAAUCAUGAAUCCAAAUGAUAAUGAGACCAGCAAAGAGACUUCUGUAUCAACCGAUGCUAUUCCAAGCAAAGAUGACACAUCGGCACGCAGCUUGUCCUAUAUAAAGGAUCCUCUCCCUGUAGUACAUGCUGAUGAAGGGCAAAAGGUUUUUGUCCAAGAAAAGUUGUGGGGAGCUGUUUCCUGCUUUCAAAAAAUUUCCAUUCAUACUGUUCAAUUGGUUGUUUCUCUGGAGACCGUUCCACACCCUAAUCAACCUUGCCUGUCAGCAUCUUUAUCAAACCUCAGUGGAAGCCUGUGCAUCAAAGCUGGGCAUAAAACUCCAGGUGUAAUUCAUGGAUCAUCCUUUGUACUUGAUAUAGAUGAUUUUCUUCUUAAAACCAGUCUCAAGGAAAGGAGCAGAACUCUCAUAGGUCCUUUCAGCUGUUCGGCCAAUGUAGAAGCCAAGUGGUGUAAGCACAGUGGCAAUCCAGGGCCAGAGCACACCAUUCCAAAAUUCCAUGUUGACUUGAGAGGAGGUCUGAUACAGGUUUUCUGGGGUCAAGAACAUUUGAAUUGUUUAGUUCUUCUCCAUGAACUUCUGCAAGGAUACCUGACUAAAGAGGGCAGAAUGGAGACAUUGACUUCAUGUCAAACAUACCAGACUUACUCUCCUGCAGAGAGAAAUCAGGUCUCAAAAACUGAGCAUACCUCUGAUGAUCUGAGAACUGGCCUGUUCCAGUACAUACAAGAUGAAGAAGCACAGAAACUGCCUGGUGCCUAUGAAGUUGUGUUUUACAAUGAAACUGAGGAUAGUCCAGGAAUGAUGUUAUGGAGAUAUCCAGAACCCAGAGUACUCACCCUUGUAAGAAUAAAUCCUGUUCCUUUUAAUACCACUGAAGACCCAGAUAUUAGCACAGCAGACCUUGGAGAUGUUCUUCAGAUUCCUUGUAGCCUGGAGUACUGGGAUGAUCUCCAGAAAUCAUUUGUUGCAUUCCGAGAAUUCAGUCUAUCAGAAAGCAAAGUUUGUGAACUACAGCUGCCUAGUAUCAACCUUGUGAAUGAUCAGAAAGAGCUUGUAGCUUCAGACCUUUGGAGGAUUAUCCUGAACAGCAGCCAGAACACAGCUGAUGACCAAAGCUCAGAAAGUGAAUCUGGCUCACAAAGUGCAUGUGAUCAGCUUGUAACUCCUACAGCAUUAGCAGCCUGUACCCGGGUCGACUCCUGUUUUACUCCUUGGUUUGUGCCUUCACUUAGUGUUUUGAUCCAGUUUGCUCAUUUGGAACUCCAUCUCUGCCAUCAUCUUGAUCAACUGGGCACAGCACCACCACCGUUUCUUCAACCAUUUAUCUCUGACAGAAAUGUGCCCUCUGAACUAGAAUAUAUGAUCAUUUCCUUCAGAGAACCACAUGCUUAUCUUCGACAGUGGAGCGAUGAAUCAGUCUUCCAGGAGAUCCAGUUCUCAACUCAGGGUGACUGUAAACUUCUGGAGUGCCGAAAUGUAACUCUGCAGAGUGUCGUGAAACCUUUCAAAAUCUGGGGGCAGAUUGCUGUUUCUAGCAGAACACCAGAAAAAUUGCUGGACUGCUUGGUGAUGGUGGACCCCAUAUUCAUAAACUUUGGGCAGUAUGCAGUUCAUUCUCUAAGUACAGCACUUCAAGCGUGGCAGCAGAACCAAUGCCCUGAGGCAGAGGAGUUGGUCUUCAGCCAUAUUGUGAUCUGUAAUGACACACAGGAGACACUGCGGUUUGGCCAGGUGGAUACUGAUGAAAAUAUUUUGCUGGCUAGUCUCCACAGUCACCAGUACAGCUGGCGCUCUCACAAGUCCCCACAGCUGUUGCACAUCUGCAUUGAAGGCUGGGGAAACUGGCGGUGGUCUGAACCAUUCUGUGUGGACAAUGCAGGGACCUUUAUCAGAACCAUUCAGUACAAGGGCAGGACAGCUUCACUCAUCAUCAAGGUUCAGCAGCUCAGUGGAGUGCAGAAACAAAUCAUAAUCUGUGGAAGACAAAUAGUCUGUAGUUACCUGUCUGAAAGCAUUGAACUUAAAAUGGUUCAGCACUACAUUGGUCAGGAUGGACAAGCAGUUGUUAAAGAACAUAUUGACUGCCUUGCAGCCAAACAGAAGCUACCUUCCUACAUUUUAGAAAACAGUGAGCUGACAGAGUUAAGUGUGAAAGCUAAAGGAGAUGAAGACUGGUCAAGAGAUGUAUGUCUUGGUUCUAAACAAACAGAACAUAGCAUUGUUAUCCAGGUGCCAUCUUCAAGCAGUUCAAUUAUUCAUGUGUGGUGCACAAUUUUGACUUCAGAGCCUAAUUCUCAAGUACAGCAACGAAUAAUUGUUUUCAGUCCUCUUUUUAUCAUGAGGAGCCAUCUUCCAGACCCUAUUAUCAUACAUUUGGAGAAAAGAAGUCUGGGCUUGAGUGAAAUGCAAAUAAUUCCAGGAAAAGGACAGGAAAAAUCACUGCAGAAUAUAGAACCUGAUCUUACUCAUCAUCUCACAUUUCAGGCUAGGGAAGAGGAUGAUCCAUCAGAAUGUGCAGUCCCCAUCUCAACAACACUUAUCAAACAGAUAGCCACUAAAUCCCAUACAGGAGGCAAUGUGAAUCAAAUUCUUUCUGAAUUCUAUGGAGCAGAUAGCACUGCCCAGCUUGCUUGGCCAUAUAAUAGAAAAGAUUCAGAGAGUAAUGAACAGCUCACUCAGUGGGAUAGCCCAAUGCGGGUGAAACUAUCCGUGUGGAAGCCAUGUGUUAAAACUUUGCUGAUAGAACUCCUGCCAUGGGCUCUGCUUAUAAACCAGUCCAAGUGGGACCUCUGGCUAUUUGAAGGAGAGAAGAUAGUCCUACAGAUACCUGCUGGGAAAAUAAUUAUACCUCCAAACUUCCAGGAAGCUUUUCAAAUUGGGAUCUACUGGGCAAGCACAAACACUGUGCACAAGUCAGUGGCAAUCAAACUCGUCCAUAACAUGACCUCUCCAAAAUGGAAAGAUACAGAAAAUGGAGAAGUGGUAACACUGGAUGAAGAAGGAUUUGUUGAAGCUGAAAUAAAACUUGGUGCCUUCCCAGGUCAUCAAAAGUUGUGUGAAUUCUGCAUUUCUUCUCUGGUUCAGCAUAGUAUUCAAAUUCUACAGAUUGAAGACAAGACAACCAUAAUUAAUAAUACAUCGUACCAGUUCUAUUAUAGACCACAGAUUUCUGUUUCAAGGCCUCGGUCAGGAGAGGAGUAUAUAAACAUACCAGACACUAGUGCAUUCAACAUUUACCCAGCUGGGGAACCACCCAAUGAAAAAUUAAGCUCUGUUUCUUGCUGGGACUUCAUGUCUGACAUUAGUCAGUCUACUCCAGAAGUGUCCUCUAUUCAAAAGCAUAUAUUGCUAAGUUUCAGUCCAGGUGUGUGUGCUGACAGUUCUCAGUGUUGGAGCCUGCCAGCUGUCAUUAGACAAGAGAUUCCUAGACAGUGUGUGGCAGUACCCAUUGGAAGUUGUAAUGAAAGUGGAUUUUGUACCAGGGCUAUAGCACUGACUUAUCAAGAGCAUCUAGGGGUGACAUACCUAACUCUUACGGAAGACCCUAGUCCACGCAUAAUUAUCCACAACAGGUGCUCUGUCCCAUUGCUUAUGAAGGAGAAUAUCAAAGACACUCCAAAGUUUGAAGUUUAUUGCAGCAAGAUUCCAGCUGAAUGUUCAGUUCAUCAUGAGCUUUAUCAUCAAGUUUCUAACUACCCAGAUUGCAAAAACAAAGAUUUGCUACCUAGUGUUCUUCUGAAAGUGAUAUCACCAGAUGAGUUAAUGACUGAGUGGAGUGAUGUUAUAGACAUUAAUAAUCAAGGCACACAGAUUGUGUUCUUAACUGGCUUUGGUUAUGUUUAUGUGGACAUUACUCAUCACUGUGGAACAAUAAUAAUAACUUUGGCACCAGAAGGAAAAGCAGGACCUGUCCAGAUCAACUUGAACAGAACGCAGGAGCAGACCAUCAUAUUUAAAAUAUUCAUCAGCCAGUCAAGCCUUGCAGUGUUGGAUGAUAUCACAAAUCAUAAAACUUCAUGUGAAAUUCUGAGACUCACAGUGGACCACAUUUUCCUUAACGUGGCACCAGUAGCCGGUUACCUGAGACCCCUGUCUCAUGAAUUUUCAAGGGACACCAUUGAGGGCCUUCCCCAAUUUUAUAGUUUCCAGAUAUAUUGUGGAGACUUGCAACUGGACAAUCAGCUGUAUAACAGAUCCAAUUUCCACUUUGCCGUCCUGCUGUGCCAGGGAGAGAAAAAUGAAACCAUGCAGUGGUCCAAAGUGAACAACCUCAUCAUGUCCAACAAAGAUUUGGAAGAGUAUAAGGAAAAUUGCUUCAUAAAACUUUACAUUGCUUUGUCAGAAGAGCAGAAUUUCUUGUUUCACGUUAAUGACCUCAGUUUCGAAUUGAAACCAGCAAGGCUAUAUGUGGAAGAUACAUUUGUUUAUUACAUUAAGACUUUAUUUGAUACCUAUCUUCCAGGCAGCAAAGUGGUUUCUUGUUCAAUGAAAAUUUCAAAUGUUACCCAGAUACUGCCUGAGCAAGUGAGACAGCAUGCAAAAGCUUUAGUCAAUCCAGUUAAGCUAAGGAAAUUAACAAUACAACCUGUUAACCUUUUGGUCAGUAUCCAUGCUUCGUUAAAAUUGUAUAUAGCCUCAGAUCAUACCCCUCUCUCCUUCUCUGUGUUUGAACGAGGACCUAUCUUCACUACUGCCAGACAGCUCGUCCAUGCGUUGGCCAUGCAUUAUGCUGCUGGGGCACUAUUCAGAGCAGGCUGGGUUGUCGGAUCUUUGGAAAUCCUGGGAAGUCCAGCUAGCUUGGUGAGAAGUAUAGGGAAUGGCAUAGCUGACUUCUUUAGGCUUCCUUAUGAAGGCCUGACCCGAGGCCCUGGAGCAUUUGUGAGUGGAGUUUCAAGAGGAACAACGUCAUUUGUAAAACACAUUUCCAAAGGUACGCUGACAUCAAUUACCAAUCUGGCAACAAGUCUUGCACGGAAUAUGGAUCGGCUGUCUCUGGAUGAGGAGCAUUACAACCGACAAGAAGAAUGGAGAAGGCAGCUUCCAGAGAAUCUGGGAGAAGGACUGAGGCAGGGGUUGUCCCGGUUAGGCAUCAGCCUUCUAGGUGCAAUCGCUGGUAUUGUAGAUCAGCCAAUGCAGAAUUUUCAGAAAAUAUCUGAGGCCCAAGCUUCAGCAGGGCACAAAGCCAAAGGUGUUAUCUCUGGUGUAGGAAAAGGAAUUAUGGGAGUAUUUACAAAACCAAUUGGAGGAGCAGCUGAACUUGUCUCCCAGACUGGUUAUGGUAUUUUGCAUGGAGCUGGACUUUCUCAGCUUCCCAAACAACGCUAUCAUCCAAGUGAUCAACACAUUGAGCAGGCUCCAAAUAGCCACGUCAAAUAUGUCUGGAAAAUGCUUCAGUCUCUAGGAAGGCCAGAGGUCCACAUGGCAUUGGAUGUAGUCAUUGUGAGUGGAUCAGGCCAGGAGCAUGAAGGAUGCUUGCUGCUUACGUCGGAGGUGCUAUUUGUGGUCAGUGUCAGUGAAGACACACAACAACAGGCAUUUCCUGUGACAGAAAUUGAGUGUGUAGAAGACAGUCAACAAGAAAAUCUGCUGAAAGUGCAACUCAAACAACAAAGAGUACCUUAUGAUUCAGAGGCAGAUGGGGUGAGAGAGAGACUCUCUGAACAACAAUACAACCGACUUGUGGAGUACGUCACAAAGACAUCCUACCAUGUUGCUCCAAGCACCUCUUCUGUGCAGAUAUCACCAGUAGCAGCUGCUGAGCCUCUUCCAAGUACCAUUAAGACAUAUCAAUAUGUAGUUGAUCCAAAUUUUGCCCAGGUGUUCAUUAGCAAAUUCACCAUGGUCAAAAAUAAAGCUUUGCGGAAGGGAUUUAAUUAGAAAUGACUUGUCAGGAAUAAUUCUGCAUUGCUAUUUUAAGAGUAAUGCUUUCUAUGCAGUAAACUAAUAUGAACUUUUUUUUAAAUUACACAUCACAUAAAAGAUGUUUGAGUUUUGUGGGGUUGUGGGUGGUAAGCAAUUUAAAAGCCAACCUAAUGACUUUUCUGAUCUAACUACACAGAAAGCUUUGGGAUAGCUGCUGUAUCGCUAGUCAAUAAGUUAGUACUGGAAGGAAAGCAAAACAAAGCUGAUGCAUUAACUAAACAUCCUAGCAGACGGAUAAUUCCAAUAAAAGGAAUGUAACUUAAUGAAACUCCUUUGUCCUUCUGCUAACUGAAAAUCAGAGGAAGGACAAGGGAAAUCCUAUGCACCAAGAACAUUUUGCCCCACACAAAAAAUGAAUAAUAUCCAUACUCCCUAUAUCAUAUUUUAGGGUCUGCCAGUUUCUGUUAUAAACCAGGUUUAAAACUCAGCUGUAAAAACUUGCUCAAGGCAGAGACUUUUUUCCCCCCGUCCCCGCCAGCGUCUAGGUCCUGAAGCAAAACAUUUCCCCCCACUAAAUCUGAAAGACCUGAUGUGGCUGUUUUAAGUUACUAGUGACAGCUGGGUUUUAGCACCACUCUAACCUUAAAAUAGCUUCCUUUAUUUGACUGAAAUUUUGCAGGACAUUAGUCCUUAAUGUAAACGAGUGCCUUUGUGUGGUUUGGGGAAUAAAAUGGGAACUACAAUGUGAAUUUAUUUUUAAAACUGUCUGUAUACAGAAACCUUCCAUCACCAAGUUUUCCUAGGAAUUUCCCAUAUAUAUGCCAUUGUACAUUGUCUGGCAAGAUGUAGUUACACAAGAAAGACAUGAGCAGUUUUCAUUUUGGAACCAGUAACAUACUUUUGAAAAGAUUUUAGGAGCAGUGUUUAUUCUUAUUAAAAAGUAUACCAAAAAUACAUGAGUGUGUUGCACCUUUAAACCCAAGUGCUAAACUUCACCCUUACCUCACCUUGGUGGUCCUCACUGUUCCUGGGUUCCCCAAUCAGUGCAAAUGGUACCUCCCCUCACUUAAGCCAUCUGCAAUUCAUCUCAUGCUUGUCGCCCGGAAAUUCAGAAUCAAGACAGUGAAGUCGUUUAUUCAACCAGACCAUUCAGCUAUAUUUGUGCACAGAAAUACCCGUUUUUGGGCUGUUGAACACUUGGGAGUUUCUUGGACUGAGUCUCAUGGCACAUAACUGUGAAAAGAGUAUGAAGGUAGAGUUGACUCAAAGCUGCCAUUGGUAAAGCCUGGGGGUGGCAGUAGCAACUUUGCUGGAUGUAGGUUUCCCUUGGCCUCUAGUACUGCCAUUGCAUUAUCUGUGGCAUCAGUCUUAGGUGCUACUUCUAACAAAUAGUGCAGACAAAAACAUUUCAGACAAAAAUAUGCUUUUUAAGUUAAGAGUGUCCAUUAAGCCAUUUUUUAAAAUUGGUUUUACAUUUUGUAUUUGCCAAGUAUUGCUCUUACCGAAGAGCAGCUUGAUUGCUUUGCAAAGCCAAUGGGGCAGCUUUCAUUUUCAGUGGUAAAAAUGCAUCUGAUCAGUUUCUUGGGUUAUGUGAGCUUCUGCUUUAAACUGUGCCUGUAUCUUUUCUCCUCCUGCCUAUGUAUUUAUUGUUUGGGGGUUCCUGAACACAACCAGAGAUUGAGGAAAGGUAACAACUGGAAUCAGAUUAUUCAUUACCUUUAAUAUUCAGUAAAAACAAGUUAUUUACUGCUGUUAAUCUCUGUUGCCUAUGCAUAACUAGUGUGACCAAAUGCAGUAAAAUAAGAAUGUACUAACUGCAGUGUGUUUUUCCUGAAUUCUGCUUUUGGAAGCCAUGUUUCCUGUGUAUUGAUAAUACAGACGACAGAUUUGAACUGAACUGUCCUUGAUGAAUGUGAAAUGAGUCCGUCCAUUCUUAAUGUAACAUUUCGUGAAGAGAUCUAAUACCUUGGUCACUGUUUAAGUAACGUUAUUUGAAGUGUAAAUAUAAAUUCUUCAUUCCUGAAUAUUUUAUGGAAAAUAGUUUACUAUUGUUAAUUUUACAGCCUGAUGCAUAAAUUGUAAUAUAACAAGAUUAUAUAAAAAGAAUAAAGCUAUUCCUACAAUA
Molecule: messenger RNA, 14522 nt
Organism: Gavialis gangeticus (Gharial)
Lineage: Eukaryota; Metazoa; Chordata; Crocodylia; Gavialidae
Gene: VPS13B
Product: vacuolar protein sorting 13 homolog B
Exons: 61
Coding region: 311-12412 (4033 amino acids)
Source: RefSeq, a predicted model, not a curated record